GCCCUUAAAAGUUGGUUCUCCUUUGGAGCACCAGCUUAUAGGAAAAUGAAAGCGAAACUUAUUAUAAAUGGGUCCUCACUGAACACUUCAGUCCUGUCGAGACCACGGCAUGUAAAGUGUCAUUUGACUUAACAAUCGUACAGUCGAUCUGAAGUGCAGUUGUUCCUAGUUUUUAUGUGUUUCAGGAUUGAUGCAGAAUUAAUUGUGUCAUAAUGAACAGUCUGAAAGUUGAGUGGUCGCCUAUUCACGAGGACCUCUUUUGUACCUCCAGUCAAAACAAGAUACUGUUGUACAAAGUUGUGAAGUCAAGGGAAAAGCCAGCACAGAAAGUUCCAGUUGUAAAGCAGAUAGCAGAUUCGUUAUGGGCGAUAGAACAACCUAAGGCUAUAGAAAUGGGAAUGUUAAAGACAGUUGCCUGGUACCCUAAGGCAGAACCAGAUAAAAUGCUGGCCAUGGGACUAGCAAAUGGAAGAGUGAUCCUAAACAAUUUCAAUGAAAAUAAUGACAGUGACUUGAUUAAGAAAGAAUUUGUUCCCAAGCACACAAGGUCUUGUAUUUAUUUGAAAUGGAACCCUGUGGACAGUCAUUUGCUUGCUGAGGGAUUGGAGAAGUACAGAAAUGAUAGCUGUAUCAACAUAUGGAACAUCCAUCACAAGCCUGGCAAUGAGCUCGGGGAGCGGCAGCGAUAUAGCUCUAGUGUCAGUGAUACUACUGGUGCCAUACACACGCCCUACGUAGAAAUUGGGGGACCAUCUGAAACAACAGCAUCAUUCGAUUGGUUCAAGAAAGAACCCAGGACGUUUGUGACAGGGAUGAAUGCAAGAUACCUCAGGAUUUACGAUCUAAGAGAUUGCUCACGUCCACAGAUCCAGACACAGACAAAAAUGAUCCGUGGUGUGUGCGUGGACAAACAGAACGAGCAUAGAAUCGCCUCAUUUAACGAGAACCACGUCAGUGUCUGGGAUGUGCGGAACUUUGACAAACCAAUGUUGACGUUCCAAGAACCAAAAGCGGUCUCAGCAAUCCGAUGGUGUCCCACUAGGAAAGGGUACUUAGGAAUUUUAAGUCAAGAAAGCUUGGCUGUUAGAAUCUAUGAUAUUCUUCAUCUGCCUCAGACAGUGGGUUCAGAUGAGCUAGAUCAGUACUACAGUGAAAGAACAAUUAAAGUGUUGAACGGCCAGGUGGUAACUUCUUUUUCCUGGCAUCCCAAGCACGACAGCCGCCUGUUGUCCAUCACCCAGCAGGGUGCACUCAGGGACAUAGUCGUGCAUGAACACAUGCCGUUUAACUGGUCAGCAGAUUCUCAUUUAGUCACAGCACACGGAAAAUUAAUGAGUGAUACCUCACUUUGUCGAGACGAGUCUGGGCAACAAGAUAUUUCCGUCAAAAUGAAGGAACGUAUCAUUGAGGGUUAUGGACUGCAGUCGGACCACAUAUGGCACAAUGUUUUUGCUGUCAAAGAUGAGCCAGAGUUACAUGGGGUGUGGAGAUGGUUGUCGUAUGCUCGAGAAAUGAUUGAAUACACCAAACCAGCACAAUUCACACAGCGAAGCGUGCAGGGCAGACACCUUGGAGUGAAAAGCAUUCUGGGAUUGGAUAGCGAAGACAUGCCCACCUCACAAAUGACCAAUAUGUACUGGACAUCUGACUUUUCUCGAAAAUUAUCUUGUGUAAAGCAGUAUCAUAGUGCAGAAAGAUCUAAGGCACUACAGUUGUGUGGCUGGGGAGGUGACAGACACAGACCAGAGCUUUUAGACACAAUUCUGCUUGAACUCCAAAUGGAUGGUCGAUACACGAUAGCUGCUGCCAUGGCUCUGUUUAAUCUACAGAUCUCCAAAGCCAUAGAGAUACUUAGCACGAGCAGUUCUAAAGAUCAAGGCACUCAAACAGAGAACACAGAUUUGAGUACAGUUGCCAUGGCGAUCGCGGGUUACACGGAGGAGAGAAACACCCUCUGGAGGAAGACAUGUGUGUCUUUACAACAGAAGCUUCAGGACCCCUAUCUCAGAGCCAUGUUUGCCUUCCUGACCUCCGACCGGGAAAAUUAUGAGGAAAUUCUGAGACAUGGAUGGAGGAAGACUGACCAGGGCCUGAUGCAGUUAUCUGACAAGAUUGCCUUCGCCUGUAUCUAUCUAGAUGAUGAAAAGCUUACAGACUACAUCAGUGGAUUGACAAGGAAAGUGAUAGAAACUGGCAAUUUAGAUGGCCUGCUCAUUACAGGUAUAAAACCGGAAGGUGUCUCCUUGAUUUCUAAAUACGUGGACCUGACGGGGGACGUACAGACAGCGGCUCUCGUCUGUGUUUUCUCCCUUCCCAAUGAAAUGUCAAAAGAUGAACGAGUCCUCAACUGGAUUGAAUCGUACCGGGAGUUACUGGACCGAUGGCGACUUUGGCAUCACAGAUCUAAGUUUGACAUCAUCUGGCAUGCGAGUGAUAACUUUCGUGUGAUAUCUCAGGCCUUUGUCAGCUGUAAUUUUUGUGGUAAAUCAAUAGCGUGUAACAUGCCUGUAGCCAGUCGAACUCGACCAUAUAACUCGUAUUCAGCAGGAACGUUGACCUCCACGAAACCAAAGAUAUCCUGCUGCCCGGGCUGUAGGAAGCCCCUCCCUCGAUGCUCUCUUUGUUUAACACAUCUUGGGACCCCCUCAGGAUCGGCACUGUACUCACAGAAAGACAAAACUACAUACUCCGUGAAGAUGACGGCCAUUGGCGAUUGGUUUACCUGGUGUCAAUCAUGUCGACAUGGAGGCCACGCCUCUCAUCUGUGGGAGUGGUUCGCGGAGCACUCAGAGUGUCCUGUCACUGGUUGUCAGUGUAAAUGUUUCACAUUGGAUCACUCAGCACGACUCAAUGCUGAGAGUUAACAAAAACUGUUAGUGUAAAUGUUUCACGUUGGAUCACUCAGCACGACUCAAUGCUGAGAGUUAACAAAAACUGUUCUAAAAACUACAUCAUAUCAUGGGACAAACAUCUUUGAUACCAAUAGAUGCUGGAAAAGCUGUAAUUUUCAGACAUUUGUCAUCAAGAUGGACUUUGAUAUCGGAGCAAUGCGGUCACGUGAUUCUUAUGUAGUGGAAGUGGCAAAAAGACAUGAUUAAAUCUACGCUGUUUGAAUAUGCGAGUUGCGUAUUUUAGAAAGGCAUGAGUAGAAUCUACUUUUUCGGAACCUAAGAGUGUCUAACUAAAUAAGCUCCUAAACUCUC
Molecule: messenger RNA, 3203 nt
Organism: Ostrea edulis (European flat oyster)
Lineage: Eukaryota; Metazoa; Mollusca; Bivalvia; Ostreida; Ostreidae
Product: GATOR complex protein MIOS-like
Exons: 28
Coding region: 213-2864 (883 amino acids)
Biological process (GO): cellular response to amino acid starvation; positive regulation of TORC1 signaling
Cellular component (GO): cytoplasm
Molecular function (GO): protein binding
Source: RefSeq, a predicted model, not a curated record